UAUAUCAUCGGCUUUUGCCCAAAGUCUCUCUCUAAACUCAUCCUCUCUGUGGUCUGUAAGAGAGAGAGGAGGAAGAAUCGGAGAUGGUAUCCACAAGACGAAGUGGAUCUCUCCCAGCGAACAGUAACAAUAAGAGAUCGUCUUCUUCAGAGGAUAAACCUUCAUCACCUAAGAGGCAAAAGGUUGAAAACGGAAGUGCAACAGAGAAAUCGGUGGCGGAGAAUUCCAAAGAACCGGAUCCAUCUGAAUGCAGAGAUGUUGCUACGGCGAACGGUGACGGUGAUGUUGACAGUACUGCGAAAACUGAUACUGGUGCGGCAGUCAAUGGUAAGACGCCGAUCGUUGAAGCACAAACUCCUCUGGAUAAACUGAGGAGUUCAUUUUCUCCAUGGAGUUCUUAUCAAAAGCAGAAUACAGCAUUUGAAACAACGAGUCCUUGGUGUAGGCUUUUAUCGCAGUAUGCUCAGAAUCAAAAUGUAUCAAUUUGCACUUCACAUUUCACUAUCGGUUCAAACAGACAGAGCAGCCUUGUUUUGAAAGAUCACAACAGUUAUAGUGGGUUUCUAUGUGCAAUCAAACAUGCACAGAGAGAAGGUGUUUCUGUUGCUGUCUUGGAAAGCAAGGGAAACAAGGGAUCUGUGCAAGUAAAUGGCAAGACAGUUAAGAAGAACACUAGCUGGAUUAUUCGGUCAGGAGAUGAGAUUGUCUUUGGUUUGCCAGGGAACCAUUCUUAUAUCUUCCAUCAAGUUUCUAGUGAUGUUCCUCUUAAGACCCCUUCAUCAAUUGGGAAUGCUGAUAUUCAAAGUAGCAUGGGGAAAUAUUUAAAUAUUGAAAGAAGAGCUGGGGAUGCUUCUGCUGUGGCUGGAGCUUCUAUUUUGGCAUCCCUUUCUAGCUUAAGGCAAGAUUUAUCACGCCUGAAGCCCACUGCUCAGUCUGGUGCUAAGACACAUCAGGGAAAUGACAUGCUGCCGCCACUUCCUAUAGGACAUGACAACAUGGAGAUUGAGCUUGAUAGCCUAGAAGUGAAUUCAUCUACAAAUGUUGGAGUUGACAAAGUUACCGAUGUUUGUGCUACGAGCAAAGUUAUCUCCCUAGAAACCAACCUCGACUCCGGUGCAGAGGCAGGCAAUGUAUUUGAAGAAAGAAAUCAAUGGACCAGGGAUUCAUUGUCUGCAUCAACCUCAGGUUCUAUAAGAUGUGCAGCUUUUAAAGAAGAUAUUCAUGCAGGGAUUCUUGAGGGAAAAGACAUAGAUGUUUCAUUUGACAACUUUCCAUAUUACUUGAGUGACAACACAAAAAAUGUGCUGAUUGCAGCUUCAUAUAUUCACUUAAAAAAUCGAGAACAUGCCAAGUAUACAUCUGAACUUCCUACAGUGAACCCGCGCGUCUUGCUGACUGGCCCUUCAGGGUCUGAGAUAUACCAGGAGACUUUGGCGAAGGCACUUGCUCGAUAUUUUGGGGCUAAACUGUUUCUAUUUGAUAGAGACUCUUUUCUGGGUGGUCAAUCUUCAAAGGAACCUGAGUUGUUGAAGGAGAACUAUAAUGCCAAAAAGUCUUCCAAUGUUCCUAAACUAAAUACUGGAGUUUCUGAUGCAACAAAGGGCAUAGGCUCAUCUGUUGCUAAAGCUGAUAUGCUCAGCUCUGUUCAUCCUUUUGGCUUGGAAUCACAACCGAAGUUGGAGCAUGAAAAUAUGCCAUCUUCUUCUGGGGCAGCCAGGGGCUCCUUAUUUAAAGCUGGUGAUAGAGUGAGGUAUCUGGGUUCUUCCAAUUUUUAUACUUCUUCUACCUCAAGGGGUCCAACUGCUGGGCUGCGAGGAAAGGUUCUGUUGCCUUUUGAAGAUAAUCCACUUUCAAAAAUUGGUGUAAGAUUUGAUAAACCCAUACCAGAAGGAGUUGACCUAGGGGGUCUUUGUGAAGUUGGCUAUGGAUAUUUUUGUAAUGGCAGUGAUCUUCGUUUUGAAGUACCAGGUUCAGAUGAUCUGGACAAGUUACUUGUCAACACUUUAUUUGAGGCUGUAGUUAGUGAAAGCAGAACCACCCCCUUCAUUUUGUUUGUAAAAGAUGCUGAAAAGUCCAUUAUAGGAAUUUCAGAGUCAUACUCAACCUUUAAAAGCAAGCUUGAGAAGCUACCUGAUAAUGUCAUCAUUAUUGGUUCUCACACACAGGCUGACAGUCGCAAGGAGAAGUCACAUCCAGGGGGUCUGCUUUUCACAAAAUUUGGCAGCAAUCAAACCGCUCUUCUUGACUUAGCUUUCCCGGAUAGUUUUGGCAGAUUGCAUGACAGAGGGAAGGAGAUACCCAAAACAACGAAACUACUGACAAAGCUAUUUCCCAAUAAAAUAACCAUCUUAAUGCCUCAGGAUGAGGCACUUUGCCUUAGCUUGAAAAAUCAAUUGGAUCAAGAUGCUGAGACCCUGAAGAUGAAGGGAAAUUUGAGUUAUCUGCGCACUGUGCUCAGCAAGAGUGGGUUUGAAUGUGAUGAACUUGAGACACUGUGUAUCAAAGAUCAAACACUUACAAAUGAAAGUGCUGAAAAGGUUGUUGGAUGGGCUCUGAGCAACCAUUUAAUGCAGAAUCCAGAAGCAGAGCCUAGUUGCAGGUUUGCCCUGUCAAGUGACAGCAUUCAGUAUGGCAUUGAUAUGCUCCAGGCUAUCCAGAAUGAAUCCAAGAGCUCGAAGAAAUCACUUAAGGAUGUUGCGACGGACAAUGAAUUUGAGAAAAGGCUUUUAGUUGAUGUUAUCCCACCGAGUGAUAUUGGAGUGACAUUUGAUGAUAUUGGAGCUCUUGAAAACGUCAAGGAUACGUUAAAGGAGUUGGUCAUGCUUCCAUUGCAAAGGCCCGAGCUUUUCUGCAAGGGUCAAUUAACAAAGCCGUGCAAGGGUAUUCUUUUGUUUGGCCCUCCCGGAACAGGAAAAACCAUGCUCGCAAAGGCUGUGGCUACUGAAGCUGGUGCCAACUUCAUUAAUAUUUCUAUGUCAAGCAUUACCUCUAAGUGGUUUGGUGAGGGAGAAAAAUAUGUUAAAGCUGUCUUCUCACUUGCUAGUAAAAUCGCUCCUAGUGUCAUUUUUGUUGACGAAGUUGAUAGCAUGUUGGGGAGGAGGGAAAACCCUGGAGAACAUGAAGCCAUGCGAAAGAUGAAAAACGAAUUCAUGGUGAACUGGGAUGGACUGAGAACUAAAGAUACAGAGAGAAUACUGGUACUUGCCGCCACAAACAGGCCAUUUGACCUUGACGAAGCUGUCAUUAGGAGGCUGCCACGCAGGUUGAUGGUCAAUCUACCAGAUGCUCCAAACAGGUUAAAGAUCCUUAAAGUGAUUUUAGCAAAGGAGGACAUGUCUCCAGAAGUUGAUAUGGAUGCCAUUGCAUGUAUGACCGAUGGCUACUCUGGAAGUGACCUUAAAAACCUUUGUGUGACUGCUGCUCAUCGUCCUAUCAGAGAGAUUCUAGAGAAGGAAAAGAAGGAAUGUACUGCCGCACUAGCGGAAGGUAAACCGGCUCCAACAUUGAGUGUGAGCGCUGACAUUCGACCUCUAAACACAGAUGAUUUCAGACAUGCUCAUGAACAGGUAUGUGCUAGCGUUUCUUCUGAGUCGGUGAAUAUGACCGAGCUACAGCAAUGGAAUGAACUUUAUGGCGAAGGAGGAUCGAGGCGAAGAAAACCUCUAAGCUACUUCAUGUGAAAGUUCUCAACUGUACAAAUAUCAUGCUUAGAAGUUGCCUAAAUCAAGUAACUGCUUUCUCUUCAGUCUUCACUAGGCUUCUUGAUCCGAAGCCAUUUUGCUCGUAUGAUGAAGAAUAGGUUCUCUAAAGGCGGUGGGUGUAACCUAGCAAUGGCUACUGUCGCCUUUCCCUUUUCCGGGUGUAAAAGAGGUUUUUUUAUUUUUUUACUUUUCUUAAUCUUUCGAUGGAGGGGCAAUUAAGAAACAUCGGAAGAAGCUGUGCAUAACGUGUGUAAUCUAUUAUUAUUGUAUGGUUGUCGGUGUUGUAAGUGCUGUGAAAUAAGCGAUGUUGCAUGUUUUGCCUUUUGUAUUUUUGCUAGUCUUUACUACAUAGCUUAAACACUACUUUGUU
This is a messenger RNA of Impatiens glandulifera, 4071 nucleotides long. RefSeq lists its product as uncharacterized. The transcript has 28 exons. NCBI's taxonomy places the organism in Eukaryota, Viridiplantae, Streptophyta, Magnoliopsida, Ericales, Balsaminaceae. The coding region runs from base 84 to 3680 and encodes 1198 amino acids. Gene Ontology annotation, molecular function: ATP binding; ATP hydrolysis activity; protein binding. Gene Ontology annotation, cellular component: mitochondrial outer membrane. The record is from RefSeq and is a predicted model, not a curated record.